AGGCCCUCCACUGUACAAUAGGAAGAGGCUUCAUAAAUAUAUAGCCUUCAGCCGUAUGGUCUACUGUAAGGUCUGCUAAAUGGACCGUGGCCCACAGUUGUCGCAGCCCAUCAGCGGUGAGCAGCUGAUCUGUCCUCUGGACAGACUGGACAGACGGGUUGCCGUCGCUCUGCUGCACUUGCCCGCCGCGCUGGAGCAGAGACAAACUCCUGCCUUAGACUAAACAGCAAACCAGACAGAAAAGCAAGUGGUAAAGAAUAAUAUUCUUACUUUAUAUAAUUGCUUGGUUUUGGACGCCAUGGUGAAACAGCGACGCAUCAGAGCGCAUUCCUGUUGCGCAGCUGUUGCGCCUCUUUGUUGCAGAAGAGGACCACUGAAGACUCUGACAGAGCCUGCCAUCUUUGCCAGGGAGACCAGUUGUGAUUGUCGCGCCCCUCAUGAGAAACUAACCAUCGCUCAGGCCCGCAGAGGCACCCCAGUGGACCGGCCAGUCAGAGUCUACGCAGAUGGCAUCUUUGACCUGUUCCACUCUGGACACGCUCGUGCUCUCAUGCAGGCCAAGAACCUCUUUCCCAACACCUACCUUAUUGUAGGAGUGUGCAGUGAUGAGCUGACCCAUAAGUACAAGGGUUUCACAGUCAUGACGGAGAUUGAACGUUAUGAAGCGCUGAGACACUGCCGCUAUGUCGACGAGAUUUUGAGAGACGCACCCUGGACUCUCACACCAGAGUUCCUAGAGAAACACAAGAUCGAUUUUGUGGCUCAUGAUGAUAUUCCAUACUCCUCAGCAGGAAGUGAGGACGUUUAUAAACACAUCAAGGAGGCAGGGAUGUUUGUGCCUACACAACGGACAGAGGGAAUCUCCACAUCUGACUUAAUUACCAGAAUUGUCCGAGACUAUGACGUCUAUGCCCGACGCAACCUCCAACGUGGCUACACUGCCAAGGAGCUUAACGUCAGCUACAUCAAUGAGAAGAAGUACCGGCUGCAGAACCAAGUGGACCGAAUGAAGGAGAAGGUUCGCACGGUUGAGGAGAAGAGCAAGCAUUUUGUGUACCGUGUGGAGGAGAAGAGUCACGACCUCAUUCAGAAGUGGGAAGAGAAAUCCAGAGAGUUUAUCGGCAACUUCUUAGAACUUUUUGGACCUGAUGGGACUUGGGUGUUUCAGGAGCGCAGUGGACGAAUGCUGUCCUACGCUCUUUCCCCCCGAGAGUCGCCCUGCAACAGUCCUCCCCGCGAACUGUCCCCCCUGCGCUCUCCCUCACCCCCAUCUCCCCCCGCCCGCUGGCACAAUGCACGGCCCUCGCCCCCAGCCUCCCCCAAAGGCGCCUCUGCCUUAAUAAGCAGCAUGAGUGAAGGUGAUGAAGAUGAGAAGUAAAUGGACUGUUGAACACACACAUGUACACACACACACACACACACACACACACCCACACACCCACACACACUUCACCCAUAGUACACUGCCUGAGAACUGCUCACACACACACACACAAACACAUGUACUCCUACAGACACUGGCUGGAUACUGAAACAGUUCUCCUCAAGGAAGUUGCUAAUAUGCAAGGCAGACGGUGAUCAUGGGAAAUGAAGUUCUGUGCUGCAGAGCAAAGAAGCCAUCACUGUCUCUGUUGUCUGGGCAACCAAGCAGACAGUAGAAAGACAAAGCAAGAAGAGGAUGAGGAUUUACACAGUGUCACCUAAGAAGGUCCAGAAUGCUUUGCAGCAUAUUUCGAGAGGUUUUGCUUUGGAUUGUCCAGUGCAGAUAGAGACUUUCCAACAUCCUGCUCAUAAUAUCACAUUGUUCUUUUGUCCUACUCUAUUUAAUUUAGCAUUUUUUUAAGAUGCCAAGAUUUCUUGUAACAACUGUGACCACUAGAUGUGAAUAGGCACAAAGUUACAGAACACUGUGUGUGACAUUCAGUUCAACAGGUCAUGUGAAACGACAGGAACUGGAUUCAUUCAUCACUGUGUAAUUUUGUGCUUGUUGAACUGAGAGUUAUGAAUUAAAGAAAAGACACUGCACGCUCUAGAUUAGCAGAGGUGAAACACAUUGUCAGUGCUAGUUUGCACCAUUUUAGCAUAAAUGACUGGCGAGGAAUAUGAAAUUCAGUGUUCCCAGGGUACAGUUAUGACCACUUAACCCCAAAAAUAGAUUAAAACUAAUCCCUAAGAAAAUGUAUGUUCCUAAACUUGAUUGGUGCAAAAGAAAGGCAACUGAAUACAAAAAACAAAGGUUUUCAUCACCUCGGUUGUACAGCUGUGUUUGAAAUCAACCAAUAAAAUCCUAGUUUUAAAGUUCAUGUGACAAAAAUAGUUUUGAAAUAAAAAUGGAAACAAGGUCUACGCUAAAACGAACCCCUUAAGAUCUGAGUCUUGGACUGCGCCUAAUCUGUAAAAUGCCUGUUAGAUAGUCCUAAAAACUUGAUUGUGAUGAGACAGAGAAAACAGCCUUCAUGUAUUAGCUUUUUGAAUGUAAAAUGAGUCUUUGAGACCACACCUACAUAGGGGGUAAAUGUAAUCACUCUAAUUUCCAGUCACAUGCCAUACAAACACACAAACCCUUCAUCACCACAGUCAUUCAGUAGGCCACAAAAAUAUCACGUCUCACACUAUUCGAUUAGUAAAAGCAUUUGUGGAUUUUCAGCAUUAAAAGUCAUGUCGUUUUUUUGACAGUUUUAUCUAUCAAUGUUUAGCAGACAUUCUUGCUCUUUGGAAUAUGAUGUCAGCUGUUAAUCAAACCAGGCAAACUUGGAGAUCAAGCCUUUCUCUAGGAUUCUGAUGAUACUUGAAAUAUACAAUAAUUGAUGCCCUCCAGGUGAACUGUCAGGUCCUCUAAAGCCGGAACAUCACCCUAAUGUUUUCUUUGCUGUUAUUGGAAAUGUAUGUAAUAACUUUUUUUUGCUCAGGUCUGCUCACUCAUGCCAGGCCGGAGCAGAUCUCUCUUCCACCCCAACAAUACAAUAAAUACCCUAAUGCAAUGUAGAGACCUUAAUGUCCUGUACACGCUACAUGUUAAUCUGCACUGUAUAUACAAACUUUGGGAAUGUGUCUUUUUUUUAUUUUUUAAAUUUUAACGAUCAAACGGCUUGAUAUGUAAAUAAAUCAAAAAUCUAUAACUGAAUGUGAAUUAAAGUGCAUUUCACCUUA
Siniperca chuatsi (mandarin fish) is the source of this 3150-nucleotide messenger RNA. Its product is annotated as choline-phosphate cytidylyltransferase B-like. Gene Ontology annotation, biological process: CDP-choline pathway. The transcript has 8 exons. The coding region runs from base 299 to 1378 and encodes 359 amino acids. The record is from RefSeq and is a predicted model, not a curated record. Lineage: Eukaryota; Metazoa; Chordata; Actinopteri; Centrarchiformes; Sinipercidae. Gene Ontology annotation, molecular function: phosphatidylcholine binding; choline-phosphate cytidylyltransferase activity.